Molecule: messenger RNA, 735 nt
Organism: Ectocarpus siliculosus
Lineage: Eukaryota; Phaeophyceae; Ectocarpales; Ectocarpaceae
Source: the annotation of a GenBank genome assembly
AUGAGGAAGGCGACCCCGAACGUUACUACUAAGGUCAGGCGAUCCUUGGAGGCCUCGGAGGGUAGACACGGCGUGGCCGGUCAGCUCGAACCGAUGCACACGUGUACAUCGGCCGGGGAUUCGCGAGUGAGCAUCACCUGGUCGGACGGACACCUAAGCUCCUACGGGACGGCCUGGCUGCGAGAGCACGACAACUCCCCCUCGGCGCUGCACGAGCGCAGCCACGGGAGCCGGCCGGCCCCCCUCUGCGCUUGGGACGCGAUCCCCAAGGUGGAUGCUCGAGAGUACAUGGAGGACGACGGCGCGCUGUACAAGACGCUGAGAAAGGUCAACCGGGUGGGCGUGGUCCUGCUCGAGAACGCCGGGGUUGAAGAGGGAACGGUGCUCGACUUGGCCCGCCGCGUGGCGCCCGUGUCCCACCACACCCUCUACGGCGACAUGUUCGACGUGGUCUCUCAGGCUAACCCGCGUAACAUGGCCUACACCAACGAGCGACUGCGUAUGCACAUGGAUCUCGUGUACUACGAGAGCGCUCCAGGGUUACAGCUUCUCCACUGCCUGGAGUUCGACGAAGGGGGAAAGGGUGGCCAGACGAGUUUUCUCGACGCUUUCGCCGCAGCAGACCACUUCCGGGAAAAGUUCCCAGAAAAGUUCGAGGUCCUGUCUCGUGUGCCAACGACGUUCGAGAAGAUCCGAGCUGCGGCCCCCCGCGUGGAUGGAGAGGGCAGGAAAUAG